AUGCCCAACACAAGCUCAGCUCCCCACACUCAUACUACCCACGGCCACCCCUCCUCCGUGCACGCCCUCGCCAGCACAAGGCCCAUCGCUACCCACGCCCCAGCCACGCCCGUCGUCACUUCGGCGGCGGCGCAGGCACCCCGGGCUCGCGGGCAGAACACCCGGAAACGCGCCGUGCAGGCGGACGACGCUGCGUAUCACGCUGCCGCGGGCACGAAACGCGCCGCGCCCGAGCGCGCGGACGGCGACCGCGAGCGCACGAAGCGCAAACGCGUCGACGCGUCCGGGGGCAGCGCGGGCUCCCAGGUCAAUGCGGGGCACUCGGGCAACGUGGGGGAGAAGGAGGAUCGGGUGUCGCUGGUGAGCCUGUUAUUCUUUCGACCUAUAUUUCUUGCGUGCUGUGUGGGGCGGAUCUCGGACGCUUGUCUGGUAGAACGUUACGAGACGUGGGACGCGUCCUAA
Molecule: messenger RNA, 462 nt
Organism: Trametes versicolor FP-101664 SS1
Lineage: Eukaryota; Fungi; Basidiomycota; Agaricomycetes; Polyporales; Polyporaceae
Exons: 1
Coding region: 1-462 (153 amino acids)
Source: RefSeq, a predicted model, not a curated record